AUGAAAGAGGAGACACUAACAUUGACGCUGGUGAAUCUUGCGGGGAUUAUGCAGAGAGCUGACGAGUCCUUGUUGCCAGGAGUGUAUAAAGAAGUUGGUGCAGCUCUACAUACAGACCCAACUGGACUGGGUUCACUCACUUUGAUUAGAUCAGUUGUUCAGUCUUCUUGUUACCCACUAGCAGCUUACCUUGCUGUGCAUCAUAAUCGUGCUCAUGUUAUUGCUCUUGGUGCUUUUCUCUGGGCUGCUGCCACCUUCCUUGUUGCCAUAUCCUCUACUUUUUUACAGGUGGCCAUUUCAAGAGGUCUAAAUGGUAUUGGGCUUGCCAUAGUCAUGCCAGCCAUUCAGUCUCUUGUUGCUGAUUCAACUAAUGAAAGCAAUCGCGGUAUGGCAUUUGGAUGGCUUCAGCUAACAGGAAACCUUGGCGCCAUCAUUGGAAAUCUCUGUUCGGUACUACUAGCCUCAACAUCGUUCAUGGGGAUAGCUGGUUGGAGGGUUUCUUUCCAUUUGGUUGGAAUCAUAAGUGUGAUAGUUGGCAUUUUGGUCCGUCUCUUCGCUAAGGAUCCACACUUCUCCGAUACUGAAGAUAGAGCUAAAGAUAAAACUCCAGAGACUUUUAUUUCGGGGCUCAAGGACCUAAUCAAAGAUGCAAAUUCAGUUAUAAAAAUUCCAACUUUCCAAAUAAUUGUUGCUCAAGGUGUCACCGGAACAUUCCCUUGGUCAGGUUUAUCAUUCGCUCCUAUGUGGUUAGAACUUAUUGGUUUCUCUCAUAAGCAAACAGCAUCCCUCUUGAACAUUUUUGUGAUCGGUGGUUCAUUUGGUAGUCUGUUUGGAGGGAGAAUGGGGGAUAUCCUUGCUAAACGCUUGCCUAAUUCUGGCAGAAUAAUGCUAUCACAGAUAAGUGCCGGUUCAAGCAUUCCUUUAGCGGGGAUUUUGCUGCUGGUAUUGCCAUACGAUCCAUCAACAGUAUUCAUGCAUGGUCUGGUCUUUUUCACCAUGGGACUCUGCACUUCCUGGAAUGCUCCAGCUACAAACAAUCCAAUAUUUGCAGAGAUAGUGCCAGAGAGAUCUCGAACGACCAUCUAUGCCUUGGACGGUUCAUUCGAGUCCGUAUUGUCUUCUUUUGCUCCCCCGAUAGUUGGCAUUUUGGCUCAGCGCUUAUAUGGUUACAAAGUUCCCAAAACAUCAACGGAUUCUGUCAAAGUUGAAACAGACAGAGAAAAUGCCGAAUCACUUGCCAAGGCACUCUUCAUGGCAUUUGUCAUUCCAAUGUCAAUGUGUGUUUUCAUCUACUCCUUCCUCUACUGGUCGUAUCCAAGAGACCGGGAGAGGGCAAAGAUGAAUGCAUUGGUAGAAUCAGAAAUGCAACAAGUAGAGGCACAUGAUUCUGCUUUGGGACAAGAAUACUCUCAACUCCAUGUUUCAGAAUCAAAAGGACUCGAUGGACUUGAUCGGAAUGAAAGAACAGAAACUGACGUAGAAUAUGGAAAAUUCGAGAGCUUGGAUUUCGAUGAUAGCGACGAAAAGGCUCUACUUUCAAGUAAACCAACAUCCUGA
Dovyalis caffra is the source of this 1557-nucleotide messenger RNA. NCBI's taxonomy places the organism in Eukaryota, Viridiplantae, Streptophyta, Magnoliopsida, Malpighiales, Salicaceae. The record is from the annotation of a GenBank genome assembly.